AUGAAUCACCUACAUCCACACGAGGGCCAUCCGCCGCCCCCGCCUCAUAGCGCCUAUGAGAACAAAUGGCGGCCUACAUAUCUUCCGCCGUACGAGCACCCGGAAUCACGGCGCCUCUCCGCACCAACGCAGGGCCCGUCUCCCCCACAAGGAUAUCCCAUGCAAAGCCGUGAGCUACCGCAGCUUCCCCCAGAUGGACCGUACGGUCGCCCGAAUAGCCUACCUGGGCCUUCACAUCCUCCGCAUCCUCCACAUCCCAUUUCAGAACCCAGUCCCCUGCAUACUGGUUAUCGUCCUCCGAUAAAUGGAUCACCUCCCGAAUCUUCACCCCACUCUGCUACGGCGGAUUAUCGUCCACGUAUGGGAUUUCCACCACCCGAACCUCAAGUCUCGAGCGAAUCUACACCACCGAUCACUCUUCCUCCAACAACGCAGUAUAUGCAAGCCCCGCCUCCUCCAUCCGCCGGUACACCUACAUCUUAUGAUGCUUAUUAUAAUUCAAAUGCGGCCCGUCAGCGCAAGGCCAACAGAGCAACCCAAGCGUGUGACCAAUGUCGAGCACGAAAGGCAAAGUGUGAUGAGGGCCGACCUUCUUGCAGUCACUGCAAAGAGAAUGGCAUUAAUUGCGUCUACAAAGAGAUUCCACCGCAUAAGCAAGAAAAGGGCACUCAGCAAAUCAUUGACAAGAUUACAGAGACUGGAGAUAGUAGCAUGAACGAGCUUGAGAAGAUUAGAAAACUGGUUCAAGGGCAGGACACGCAACUAGGGCAGAUUAUUCACAGCCAAGAGGCGCAGAUUCAAAAUCAAACGAUCCAACUUCAGAGCCAGAGUGCGCAACUGGCGCAUAUGAGCCAGAUGAUCGUUCAACUUUUUGGAGGAGAAUCGGUCGGCAGCGCUUCAAAUUCCCGUGAGCCGCCCAUGAAGUCUGAACCACCAAGCUUGGUUAUGAAACCGGAACUUUCUGAGCCGCCUCCGCCAUUUGCCCCAGCAGGGCCAGCAACGGCAUCGGAUUCUUUGCCGGCUGUUGUUCUGGCUGAAGAGAUGAAGAAUGCCGAUAAUGAAGGAGAGCUGUCAAUACCAGUUGAACAUACGACCGCGGCACAUAAGCUCCUAAUGUGGCCUGUUAUCAAGAAACUUAUUCACCCCAAGGAGUAUGACGAAGACUACGUCAUGCGGUUAGAAGAAGAACGUGGCCUCAUUAGCGUCCGUGGACAAGGCGAGAACUCUUUCUCAGCCGAUGGUACAUCACUUCCUCCUCAACCCCAUGGUCUUGGUAACAGCUUUGCUUCCGACGAUGGCAUUUUGGAUGCGAAUAAUGAAUCAAUGUCCGGUGACUUCGAGGCCGAAAUCACGAGGUCUGGCCUGCUGAAUCUGGAACCAGAGACCGCUAGGCGGUACUUCGAAAGCUAUAUGGAACGCAUGUACACACUUCAUCCCUUCCUCGACGAAAAGCUUCAGCAGAAAAACCUCGAGGAAUUCCUUCGCUGUUACGCUCCGCAACCGCCCAAGGGGCAGGGUGACUCUGCAGGUUCUAUGUGUCAGGAGAAUAAUCGGAGUGCGAAGCGACAGAAGCGGUCCCAUGGCGACCCACAUGGUGUACGAGGUGCCGAUAGCUCUUCCAAUACUCGACUGCGUGUUGGUAUGAAUAUCGAUAAUGCUGUUCUCCUCCUGAUCCUUGCUGUUGGCGCUAUCUGUGAUGCGAAAAAUCCGCUCCCUGGGCCAAUUAUGGAUGAGCCAACCAAUUACUUGAACCAAUAUGUCCCUGCACCGUGGCCACCUUUACCAUCCCAUCUGGCGCAAGCAAACAACACCAAUAAUAUAUCCUAUUCUGUGCUUUCUCCUGCUACCUCAGACUCUGCUACUAUCCCACAACCCGCCGCGUCCUUUUACAACACUCCGAUGAUGACGACAACGACUCCAACUCAAUCAUUCUCAUCAUCACCAGCAACCCUGGUCCGGGAAACCCUCUCAAGGCGGCCUGUUUCAAAUAGUCGUGACGAAUAUGGACAUGUUAAGAAUCUGGAGGUUAUUCCCGGUCUGGCUCUGUACGGAUAUGCUACAGCCAUCUUGGGUCAUCUUCAAGGAGGCGUAGAGUUAGAGCACGUCCAGGCAGGCCUACUAGCGGGUCUCUAUGCCAGUCAAUUGGCCCAUCCUUUCCAAAGUCAUGGCUGGAUCUGCCAGGCUGCGCGUGCUUGCCAGGUGCUUGUGCGACAACGACGGUACGAAAGAUUUGAAGAAGGAAUGACAAAGGAUCUUUACAACUUUGCCUAUUGGACUUGUCUCCAGCUUGAAAGUGAUCUUUUAGCAGAACUUGACAUUCCAGCCAGUGGGAUCUCUCGAUUUGAGGGUCGGAUUGGUUUACCCAAGGGCAAAUAUACAAUCGACCUUCCCGAUGACCUUAAUGCCAAGCCUACCAGAAUGAUGCUGCACUACUCGGCACAAAUUCAUCUUCGCAAGGUUCUUAAUCGCGUUCAUACUGAUCUUUACAAAGUAGAAAAAAAUGCGGGCGCCGGUGCGCGGUGGUCAUCAUCGGUGCAAGAGGCUCUAAGUAUGAACCUUGACCUCUGGCGCGAUAGCCUCCCGGCUGUCAUGAAAUGGAAAGAUGAAGAUCCACCCGCAACUGAAAUCAAUUCCGCCCGUAUGAGAGCCAAAUACUACGGAGCUCGAUAUAUCAUUCACCGACCAUUGCUGUUCCAUGCGCUCCACCAUCCUGAACAAUACAAGGACUACAAUAAGAUGCCAUUGGAGGCCAAACCCGGUUCUGCAAAUUCUUCUAAUUCAAAUCAAAUGUCUCCAUCGAUGACCUCAGGCUCUGCACGAGGGGCUAGCAUGGCUCGUAUGAAGAGUGACUUGGGUAGCACACCACCGAAUCUCUCCCCGGAGGCGUUAGCAAAGUGGGAGAUGGAAGAAAAGAAGAAGAAGUGGCGCAAGCUUUGUCGUGCCUGUAAGGUCUGUGUCGAAUCCGCAAUCCUUAGCACGGAAGCCUUCGAUGGAAUGGAAGAACGUCUUGUGGUGACCAAUAUUUUCGGCACUGCCCAUGCACAAUUUGGAAACAUGCUUGUCCUUUCAGCCACUUACAUGUCAGAGUUGAAUGAACUGGUGGAACGACCUGUUCUUGAAAGAUUGCUUAGACGAACUAUCAAGUUCUUAUUGUAUAGCAAGAACAUCUCGCCUACUCUCCGGGCUGAUGCUCGCAUUCUGACCGAAAUUUAUGAGCAAGUCUUUGGUAACGGAAGUUUCAGGAUACAACCGACUUAG
This is a messenger RNA of Penicillium angulare, 3258 nucleotides long. RefSeq names its product putative C6 finger domain protein (gene clcA). The transcript has 5 exons. Bases 1 to 3258 code for a protein of 1085 amino acids. Gene Ontology annotation, molecular function: DNA-binding transcription factor activity, RNA polymerase II-specific; zinc ion binding. Lineage: Eukaryota; Fungi; Ascomycota; Eurotiomycetes; Eurotiales; Aspergillaceae. The record is from RefSeq and is a predicted model, not a curated record. Gene Ontology annotation, biological process: regulation of DNA-templated transcription.